AUGGCCGAACGGGGAUCUUAGAGGGCAGCACUUUCGCACAAUAUUUAUAUAAAUAUUUAUGUUGAUGUUUCUACAUUUAUGUGAAAAAAUCAAAUUAUUAACCAAAUAAAUUUAAUUAAUACAUAAUUAUAUAUUUGAAAUCUAUUUUCGAACUCAUAAUGGGUUUAUUUGGCAGAUCAAAUCAAAAAAAUCCAUCGGAAAUGGUAAAGGAAUGGAAUGGUAAACUUAGAAAAGAGGGUUACGCUUUAGAUCGUCAAGUGCGAUCAAUAAAACGCGAAGAGGAUAAAAUCAAGAAAUCAUUGAAAGAAGCUGCAAAAAAGAAUGAUAAACAAGUUUGUACUAUUCUCGCUAAAGAAAUGGUAAGGUCGAGAAAAGCAGUCAAUAGAAUAUAUGCCAGUAAAGCCCAAUUGAGUUCAGUUCAACUCCAAAUGCAACAACAGUUAGCGACACUGAAAGUGUCAGGUUCUCUUCAAAAAUCAACGGAAGUAAUGCAGGCAAUGCAAAGACUUGUAAGAUUGCCUGAAAUAUCAAACACAAUGCGCGAAAUGUCUAGAGAAAUGACAAAAGCAGGUAUUUUGGAGGAAAUGAUUGAAGAGACAAUGGAAUCACUUGAAGAUUCAGAGGAGAUUGAAGAAGAGGCACAAAGUGAAGUAGAUAAGGUACUCUGGGAACUAACUGAUGGCAAACUUGGUGAAGCUCCAUCAGUGCCUAUUUCUACACCAAGUGAACCAGCUGCUGCCUCGAAAGAUGAAGAAUCCGGAGAAGAAGAUUUGGAGGAAAUGAGAAAUAGAUUAGAAGCACUAAGAUCUUAAAACCAUUGGUUUCAUUGAAUUAAUAAUACAUGUUAAGAAAUAUGUAUCUAUGCUUUAGAAUGCUUGUUUUUGUAUGUGAUACAGCAUAAAUUUACUAAAAAUAUGUGUCAGACAGGGCAAAUUUCCUGUUUCAUAGAAACCAAUUUAAAUACCAACAUUAUUUAAUGUCCAAUUUAUGUCCAACGCAUCUUUGCAGCACGUAUUUUAUAAUUCAAAAUUAUUUUUGAAUUUCGUUUAUUCACUGACAGCUUUGUUAACCUUCAUAAUGACUAACUUGAUCAGAGUAAAAAAUAAAAAUCGAUAUAUUUAUGCAUUUUAAUAAAAUAUGAAAAACUAUAAAAUCUGUAUCAUUUAUUUUAAAAUAUAUUUUAUUGAGCGUUUACUAUUUUCACUGAUGAAUAAAAUCUCUGUUUUCACAAGCCACCUUACUUUGUGCAUAGUGAUUAUUUAAUGUAAACAAGAAACAACAUAAAAACAUAUUAUCGAAUAAGAUGGCCGAAAACAUAUUCUGAACGUUAAUGCGUAAUAUUUUAUUGACAUUAAUCAUUAAUUAUACACAUAUCUACAUUUCUAGAAUACUAAAUGAUCAUCAUCUGAAUUUAAGGUUUUUGAAGCUCAUUGAAAUUGGCGAACUGCUUUUGAUUAUGUACAACUUUCGAAAAAUCACUUAAAACAGGAAACUUAUAUAUGGUUUAUGGCAUAAAUUUAAUGUAAACACUU
Molecule: messenger RNA, 1532 nt
Organism: Clunio marinus
Lineage: Eukaryota; Metazoa; Arthropoda; Insecta; Diptera; Chironomidae
Source: the annotation of a GenBank genome assembly